Molecule: messenger RNA, 657 nt
Organism: Ipomoea nil (Japanese morning glory)
Lineage: Eukaryota; Viridiplantae; Streptophyta; Magnoliopsida; Solanales; Convolvulaceae
Exons: 1
Coding region: 1-657 (218 amino acids)
Source: RefSeq, a predicted model, not a curated record
AUGGAACCUCCUCGCUAUCGUGCCCGGACCCCGGAUACGCCCACAAAUGAACAGCUAGCACAGAACCUUCAGCACCUCACGCAGACUAUGCACAACAACAACAACCCUCCGCCACCGCUAGCUGGAAACCGCGAUGUGGGUCGGCAAGUUUCGAGUCACCGACCUCCCGUCUUCGCCGGGGAAGAAGACCCCAUUCUUUUAGAAGAGUGGAUCCGUGCCUUGGACAAAAUCUUCGCAGUGGUUGGAUGCCCUGAAAACCGUCAUGUGGAGCUAGCGAGGUUUUACUUCAGUCACGAGGCGGACCUAUGGUGGGUCCAUGAAGGUCCGGCAUGUCUUGAGGAACCGGGGUUUGAUUGGUCAGCGUUGAAAGAUAAGCUCUGGGAAAGGUUUUAUCCAGCUCAUGUAAGGGCGGCUAUGUAUGAGGAGUUCCUCCACUUGAAGCAAGGGACCCUGUCCGUAGUGGAGUAUCAUAAGCGCUUUCUUGAGUUAGCCCGGUUUGCGCGCGUGUUGGUUCCCACCGAGGCUGCUAAGGUGGAUAAGUUUGUAGCAGGGCUCAGCUAUGAGGCAAGGAAGGCCUUGACGGUCAGCAAACCGAUGACGUUCAAUGAGGCUUAUUUGAGUGCAGCAGAUUUGUAUAGGGUUCAGCAGUUGCAAUGA